ACAGGUGGAGCUUUGGGCGCCUUGCUCCUAACGGCAUGGCCCUGCCUUGCAGGGUUGUUGGGGCUGCCCCGCUGAAGCCCUGAAGUCUGCUUUCUCGUCAUUAUGAGCGAGUUUCGGAUUCAUCACGACGUGAACGAGCUUCUCAGCCUGCUGCGAGUGCGGGGCAGCGGCGAAGGGGCGGAGGUCUACAUCGACCUGCUCCAGAAGAACCGCGCCCCUUAUCUCACCACCACCGCCUCAGCCCUCGGAGCCAAGGUUAAAAUUGCAGAGUUUUCACGGACUCCAGAAGAUUUCUUAAACAAAUAUGAUGAACUGAAAUCGAAGAACACAAGACAUCUUGACUCACUUGUGUGUUUGCUGUCCAAGCUUACAGAAGACAAAGAGACUUUACAAUACUUACAACAGAAUGCAAAGGAAAGGGCAGAACUUGCAGCAAGUGCAGCAGCCAGUAACAGUGGUAGCAGCAGCCUCACUUUCUCUGUCCCCUCAACAACUUCCAAAAUGACUGUUCAAGAACUGGAGGAGUUACGGAAACAAUUGGGCACUGUGACAACUGGCUCCAGCUCACAGCAGCCUCUUGAACUUAUACGAAAGGCACUCCGAGAAAAGCAGAACAAGAAAAAUUCUGGCCAGCCUAUCCCGUCAUUCCCUUCCUGGGUGUAUGAGAGACCAGCUCUUAUUGGAGACUUUCUCUCUGGCUCUAGUUUAAGUACAGAUACAACUGUGCCAAUAGGUACAUUACCAUUGGCAGCCCAAGAGUCUGCAGUUGUAGAAGACCUGCUGUAUGUUUUGAUAGGUGUGGAUGGCAGAUACAUCACAGCACAACCCCUUGUUGGUAGAGAGACUCGCACUUUUCUAGUGGAUCCCAAUCUAGAUAUGUCUGUUAAGGAAUUGGUCACUAGAAUCCUCCCUGUUGCUGCAAGUUACUCCAUAAUAUCCAGGUUUGUAGAAGAGAAAUCUUCCUUUGAAUAUGGACAAGUAAAUCAUGCAUUGGCAGCAGCAAUGAGGACCCUCGUUAAAGAGUACAUGAUCCUGAUAACCCAACUGGAACAUCUCCAGCGCCAAGGACUCCUCUCACUGCAGAAGCUUUGGUUUUAUAUUCAGCCCACAAUGAGGACAAUGGAAAUCUUGGCUUCUCUUGCUACUUCGAUAGACAAGGGCGAGUCCAUGGGAGGUUCAACCCUCAGCCUGCUCCAUGACAAAACAUUCAAUUACACAGGGGACAGCCAAGCCCAGGAGCUGUGCCUCUAUUUAACCAAAGCUGCCAGUGUUCCAUACUUUGAGAUAUUGGAGAAGUGGAUCUACAGAGGCAUUAUCAACGAUCCUUAUAGGUACCCUGAGGAAUCAUGUUCUUUUUUCUUUUGGGUAUCAUUUGUGGUAUUGUUGGGAGGCGAGAUUGACUUGAUGCCACAUGAUCUCAUAACACAGCUCCUGCGAGUUCUGGCCAUUGAGACAAAGCAGGAAAAGGCCAUAAUCAAUGCUGAUCCAACAGAGCUCUCUCUGAGUGGCCUGGAAGCAUUUUCUUUUGAUUACAUUGUGAAAUGGCCAUUGUCUCUCAUCAUCAACAGAAAAGCCUUAACACGGUACCAGAUGCUCUUCAGACACAUGUUUUACUGUAAACAUGUGGAGCGGCAGCUGUGCAAUGUCUGGAUCAGCAGCAAAACAGCUAAGCAGUGUUCCCUACAUUCAUCAAAAUGGUUUGCGGGUGCUUUUACUCUGCGUCAGCGGAUGCUCAAUUUUGUGCAGAAUAUCCAAUACUAUAUGAUGUUUGAAGUGAUGGAACCCACAUGGCAUAUUUUGGAGAAGAAUCUGAAGUUGGCCUCCAAUAUUGAUGACGUCUUGAGCCACCACACAAGCUUCUUGGAUAAUUGCUUGAAGGAUUGCAUGCUUACCAAUCCAGAGUUACUAAAGAUUUUUUCCAAGCUGAUGUCUGUGUGUGUUAUGUUCACCAAUUGCAUGCAGAGAUUUUCCCACAGCAUGAAGCUAGAUAAGGAAAUGGACCGCCUCACUGUAGAGCAUGGGACUAUGAGAGGCCCACCCACUAAACAGGAAAGAGUAGAAGAAUCCGCAAAGAAGCAGCUUGCUAAUAAGUUUUUAGCAGAGCAGGCAGACUCCUUACAUGUAAGUUCUGGCUUUGAGGCAACAAUAAACAAGUUUGACAGCAAUUUCUCUGCACAUCUUCUGGACCUCCUGGACAAACUGAGCAUUUACAGUACCAAUGAAUGUGAACACAGCAUGAUCAAUAUCAUUUACAGAUUGGACUUCAACGGUUUCUACACAGAACGACUGGAGCAUAUGUCUGCAGAAAGGAGCCAGAAGACUGUUUUGCAAGUUGCUCCUCCUCCCAGGGUUGCUGUCCCCACUCAGUGAAAGGCCUGGUUUUUGGGAAAGUAAUUUUCCCAAAGAAAAGUGGGAAGAGUUAGGGGCCAAGUCGAGAACAACAUGGCUUCAUCAACACUUAUGCCACACAAAAAUUGGUUUCAUCAACUUAUGUCGCACAAAAGUUGAGGAACAGCAGUGGAAGUAUAAAAUACAAACUCUAGCAACAAUAGUGUAUAUAAAGGAUUGUGACUCUGAAUGCUUCUAUAUUUUUAAAUCCAAGCAUUUAAAUUCAAAAUUUUCUGUAUUGUAAGUAAAAACUAGUGUUUCUAAGUGGCAUCUUUGUUCUUUAAAAAUGUACUUUUAUAUGUUUAAGUCCUAAUUGUGUCAGUGACUGCUCAAUUCAGUCAAGAAAUAAGAUGCCAACUAUUUUGAGCAGAUAUUAACAAUUUGGAGUAGAAUCAGUAAUAUUACAUGAACUUUCAUGGACAUUGUUCACUGCUACUAGCCAACUCAUUUUAGUAUUUGCACUUUUGCCAAGAUCUUAACCAUCUUCUGUUGUGUACACUCCAUUCAGAUAAAGUUUCAUUAAACGUAAUCAAUUUCA
Messenger RNA from Notechis scutatus (mainland tiger snake), 2926 nucleotides. The record is from RefSeq and is a predicted model, not a curated record. NCBI's taxonomy places the organism in Eukaryota, Metazoa, Chordata, Lepidosauria, Squamata, Elapidae.